CAUUAUCAUUACAGAGGCUGUGGAAUGCGACGCAGAACGUUCAUAGCGAGCAUUGUGGAACAGGUACUCAAUGUAUACGCGUAGAGACUGAGCGCAUGACAGUGAGAGCCGAUACCGUGACCGACGGUCUUCACCAACGAAUUGCGGCUUCACUUUGCAUCAGCGAGCAAUUCCGAGCAUACGGGCAUGAUCCCACGCCACGAUUCCAGUAGCUCUCCGGGCAGCUUGAUACUGAACGGAGCCUCAAUGUGAGGGACGUAAGCUGGAGUGAUGGGAGAUGACACGGUAGGAUGGAUGAAUUCGAAGACAUCAUCCCACCUCAGCACGCUGGGGCCGCCGGCGGCGCUGUGGUAUGAGCACUCCUGUCCGGAGGACCAGAAGCCAAAGAAGCUUGCUCCUCACUCCAAGGGUACCAGCCUACGAGGUCAUGGCCCUCCUGUGAUACCCUCGCCAAAGAUCAGCACGACACUUAGCACAUCACAAUCCAGGAUCCUCGCACAGAGUAACUUUAGCGACCUCUUCUUUCCUCAAAGCAGUGCCGGAGGAGCCAUCUUCGACUCCAUAUCUGCAGAUUCGCCGGCCUUCUUAGCCGCUGGUGACGCUCUCUGCGCCCUUCAGAUUGGGGCGGUCCAUCAUGAUACCGUACUGUUACGAGAGUUCUCAAGGUUGUACGGGAAAGCUUUGCAUUGCCUUCGGAUAGCGAUCCAAAAAGUCGGGAAGGAUACGCCCUCCAAUGACUUGUCUGCCACAGUGUACUUUCUAGCCAUCAUUGAACUGUGCAUCAGCGGGUCGUUCGAUGCGCCAGGCUGGAUGCAACAUGCGCAAGUUCUCUUACGCUUCUACAACAAGAAUGAGGCUCGAGGCAGCACCCCUGGUCCGGCCAGCAGAUGCUACCUCAAAUGGCAGUACACAUUUUCGCUUGGCUUCGGCUUACUUCAGAAACAAUGCAUCCACUACGAACCACCAUUGUGGAAUAAUGAGUUACGGCGCCGCAAAUUCCCGCUGCUGGAGCUCUCCAUGCGCGUGCCGGCCUGUCUGAAAAGACUGGAAGCUGUACGCUUAGUGCAUAAUGCUCCGCCGAAUUCAGUCAUAGAUACCGUCUCCGAAGCACUGGAACUGCGAGCCAAUAUGCAGGACACUAUCCUAGACUGGUCGUUUAAUCUUGAUCUCCCGCCCUACCGAGUCGUAGGAUUGGGCGACUAUCCUGCGUUCAAGGGCAUGCUAGAAGACUUGGCGAGCGUGUAUUCAACCGCUUACACGUUCACUAACCUCACGACCGCACAGCUACAUCGGACGCUCUGGACUUGUCAUCUCGUACUCGACCAAGCCGUGGUGGAUGUCCGUGGUCCAUACUGGGCCGCCUUGGCUAGCCUUAAUCAACGAGAACUCGACAAGCUUGAAAGCGAGCUCCCUGUGUUUGCUGGUCAUCUGUGCCGGAGUCUGCCGUACUUCAAUCUACCAGAACUCUGCACCGCCGGCAGCAUCAGCACGCUAGAGCCUCUGUACUUUCUUGAGCGGCACUUUGAGCGGCACGGCAGCAGCAAGCAAUUGGCGUGGACCCGCAAGGUGAGUGAUGAGACUAUUCUUGGAAGGAAGAUCGUCAGAAUACUGGCUGCGUCAGAGGGUAAAGGGUGAGGAGCAUAGUGCAUGGAUUGCUCAAGACCAGAUACCUCUGGGACAUCGACAUGUUCUACUUUGGCGCUUAUACCAUCAUACCUGCGUUGAACGACAAGCGUACCGCGGCGAAGAGUUCGACCAACUCCUAAAUACACGCAUUCGGUCGCGAUCAUGAGCAUGAGAGUCUUCCGGGUCAA
Messenger RNA from Baudoinia panamericana UAMH 10762, 1814 nucleotides. RefSeq lists its product as uncharacterized. Lineage: Eukaryota; Fungi; Ascomycota; Dothideomycetes; Mycosphaerellales; Teratosphaeriaceae. The record is from RefSeq and is a predicted model, not a curated record. Bases 271 to 1635 code for a protein of 454 amino acids. The transcript has a single exon.